UCAAUAUGGCGGACGCGCCGACGCUUGCCUUUGAAGUUAGCAUUUCCGGGGCAGGAGGUCUUUUACUUUAAGCUCGUGUGCGUUUGCGCGCGCGUGUGUUUUAUCUGCACUAGUGGCAUCACAACACUGUAAAUCACAGCAGAUCUAAGACUCAGGAACUAACACACACACACACACACACACACACACACACACACACAGGACAAUGUCUUCUAAUGCAGGCACUGAAGACCCAGAGGAAGAGGAAGAGGAGGAGGAUGUUGAAUUUGUGUCUGAGGGUCCUCUUAGACCUGUUCUGGAGUGUAUAGACUUGCUGAGUGAUGGAGAGGACGAUGCAGGAGUGUGUACGAUUGAGGAUCAGGUGAACAGACAGAAAGCCCAAGCAGCGUCCACUUUGGACCGAUUGGCUCGCCAGGUGGCUGUGGAGAAACAGGAGCGGGCGGAAAAGUGCAAAGCCUUCAAGGAGAAGAUGAUCUCGCAGCAGGCUCACGGGCGUCGUGAGUUGGCGGUGAGUCGAUGCAGCGGCGAUGACAGCAGCGAUGCCAAACGCUGUGUGGACAUCUGGCUGAAAAUGCCAGGAUUAACACCAGGCGUCAUCAAUACGGGUGGAAGCUGGAGGCACAGAUCUGCUCCCAAUCCCUCGUUAAGGUCCUCCCCUCAAACCUGCCCUGUCAUUAACUGUGGACGGGUUUAUGAGAAUGUCCCUCUGCUUGAGGGGCACCUUAAAAGAUUUGACCACUCGCCGUGCGACCCCACUAUCACGCUGAAGGGCAGCCCUGCUUCUGUGCACGCCUGCGUGGCCUGCGGACGUCAUUUCGACACCAAAGAACACUGGAGAACGCACUUGGAAUCUCAGUUGUCUUCCUCUAAUGCUGGUGGUCAUGACGGCUCUCAGACCUGCCAGUUGAUUGUUUGCUUCGCUUGUCCUGCCUGUUUCCUCCUCUUUAACAUCAAGAAUGAGUGUCUCCAGCACAUGGCGGCCAAAAACCACUUCACUCUGUCUGGCUUUCUACACGAGAUGAAGUCAUCAGGGCCGAUUCCUGUUCCACGAUAUGCAAAGAACAGACUCAUUGCUUUAUGUAAAGAUGUUGCGUUUCGAGUCAGAUGCACGGCUUGUUCAAAAGUGCUCACGUCACACAUGGAAGCCAAGGCUCACUUCAAUGUGCACUGCAGACAGGGUUGUGCGAUUGCAGAAGCUGAUCAGAGCGUGCCUGAGGUCAUGAAGCAGAUGACCGUUUUAAGCCAGUGUUCCUCCUGCUUCAAAAUCUUCCUCUGCCAAAGACAGCUGGAGGAACACCAGGGACAAACGCAGCACGAGGUGGAGAUGAUCCGAAGCAUGGAGCGAGCACUGCUUGUUUACAGCAACCACGCCGAAAUCCGUCACGCCUCUAAACAUGCCAACGCAACCGUAUCUUCGUCCCAUCGGGACAGACGAGACAAACACGACCGCCUUUGUUCCCCCGCUAAGCGGCAGAGACUGUCCGGCUCGAGUCCUCCGGCGAAGUGCGCCGUGAACUACGCCUGGUUCUGCGAGUGUGGCCUGCAGUUCCUGGAGGAGGAUCAAGCCAGCAAACAUCUUCUCGCAUCCAAUCAGAUCUUUCACAAGUGUGGCGUCUGCGGGAAGCUCAUGGGCGAAUCGUCCAUCACGCGUUUGCACAUGAGCAGGUUCCACGGCGGCGCUCAUCUGUCCAACUUCCUUUUCCACUGCAGGCUGUGCAAAUUAGACAUGCCGAGGAUCGAGGACAUUCUGACUCAUGUCGGUGUUUCCCAUCCAGGGCACAGGUACUACGAAGAACGAGAAAAAACCAAAGACGAAAUCCCAUCGUCUUCUCAGAAACCGUCCACCAGGGUAGAUCACCAGCCGGCUGUUCCCAAGGAGCGGUGGCUGUGCCGAAUGUGCGAAGACAUCUUCGACUCUGAAGCGGCGGUGCUCAAGCACUGCAGCGACAUGACCAGUCACAGCUUCCAGAGGUUCGCUUGUGGCCACUGUCCGCAGAAGUUCUUCAAAGACUCGACCCUCCGGAGGCACUGCGCUAACGAGCACGACAAUCAACUGAUCCUGCGCUACUUCUGCGGACUCUGUGACAGCAUGCUGUACGAUUCGGAGCAGGAGUUCCUGGAGCACUACGCCAGCCUGCACAGCAAGGAUUACUACCAGCUUGACCCGGCCGAGAACCGAUCCACUCGCGUCCCAGGGAGUUCCGACGAAGUACCGACGACAAGCAAAAACCUCGCCCAACUCUGCCCAUGCAUGGGCUCGCAAAAAUCCAAAGAGGAAACCAGGUCCACCUUCACAAGAUGCAUGAAGCAGCUUUCCAUCGAAGGGAAGUGCGGAUACGUGUGUCAGCGAUGCGCAGCCAAGACCAGCUGUUACGCCGAAAUGAAAACGCACAUGCACCUGAAGCACGAGGCUCUGGGCAAGGACAAACGCUUCGACGUGGUCUGCGAGGCGUGUUCCCAGAGCCACAAGGACGUACCCGGGUUCCACUCGCACUUCCACGCCCAUCACUGCGCGCUGGAACCGUGCGUGUCCUCGCGACGUGAAGGAUCGAGCAAAGACGUCGCUCCGGUCACGAAGAUCCUGAACGCAGAGGAAAUCUCUGCCGAAAAGAACGCCGAGGAGUUUCAGGAUGUUAAGCGAGCCAUCGCAUCGACCACCGUUUCCAAACAGAAGCAGGACGACUUUGAUGAGGAGAUUAAACUGGCUUUGGCUUUAAGCGCAGAAGAAGCGAAGAAGCCGGCAGCGUUUGAUCAGGCUUUGCGUCUUUGAAAAGAAAAGGUACAGCAUAUCUGAAAUGGAAGAGGCUUUGAAGAGAAGUCUGGUGGACUUUUGAUUUGAAGGUGCACACACACACACCUUGAUGUUUUUUGUUUGUUUUCAUGCUGUUCCUCUAGUGACUGUAAGGUGUUCAAUAUUUUUGUUAAUACGUUCUAAAAGAGUAAAUAAAGAAAAACAAGCUUC
Messenger RNA from Silurus meridionalis, 2962 nucleotides. RefSeq names its product zinc finger protein 451 (gene znf451). The record is from RefSeq and is a predicted model, not a curated record. Lineage: Eukaryota; Metazoa; Chordata; Actinopteri; Siluriformes; Siluridae. The coding region runs from base 206 to 2770 and encodes 854 amino acids. Gene Ontology annotation, cellular component: nucleus. The transcript is spliced from 14 exons. Gene Ontology annotation, biological process: regulation of transcription by RNA polymerase II. Gene Ontology annotation, molecular function: sequence-specific DNA binding; DNA-binding transcription factor activity, RNA polymerase II-specific.